AUGAGUAAAACCACUGCUAAAAUUUUAUUAAUAGGUGAGUCAGGAGUUGGUAAGACUGCUAUGUUACAACGUCUUACACAAGGAACAUUUGAUGGAAUAUAUACUGCAUCAGUUGGUGUUGAUUUAAAAACAAAAGUAAUUAAAAUUAAUGAAGAGGAAAUUACAAUGGAAAUUUGGGAUGCUGCUGGACAAGAAAGAUUUAGAAGUGUUACACAAUCAUAUUAUCGUGGAACACAUGCAGCUAUUAUUGUAUUUGAUUUAACUGAUAAAACAUCUUUUGAAAUGGUUGGAUAUUGGUUAAGUGAAAUGGAAAAAGAUAAUAAUCAUCCAAUUAUUGCUUUAGUAGGUAAUAAAUCAGAUUUAUCAAAUGCAAGGACAGUUCCAAUUGAAGUUAUUAGAGCUACUUAUCCAUCAUUAAGGUAUUUUGAAUGUAGUGCAGUGAAUGGAAAGAAUAUUGAAGAAAUAUUUGUUUUCAUUGCACAACAAUUUGUUCAACGAAUGAAAUCAAAUACUGUAGUCGAAUAUAAAGAAUUUCAAACAAAUUGUUUUGAGUCAAAUAUUGUUACCGAAGAUCAAUCAAUUACUAUUAAAACAAUUCAUAAUGAGAAUAAGUGUUGUUAA
This is a messenger RNA of Entamoeba dispar SAW760, 621 nucleotides long. RefSeq names its product GTP-binding protein YPT1, putative. The transcript is spliced from 3 exons. The coding region runs from base 1 to 621 and encodes 206 amino acids. Gene Ontology annotation, molecular function: GTP binding; GTPase activity. The record is from RefSeq and is a predicted model, not a curated record. NCBI's taxonomy places the organism in Eukaryota, Evosea, Mastigamoebida, Endamoebidae.